AUGUACUUCCUGUACAUCAAGAGCAUCUCGCGAGAGCUGGCACUCGAGGCCAUCAGCUACGGCUCGGAGGAAGUGUGCGCCACGAGACGGACGAUGGGCGUGGCUUACGCGCCGUCGUGCUCAGGGACCGACGAGUUUGUGCGGAUGUUGUCGACGAAGAACCGGGACGAGGAAAAGGAAAAUGGCCCAUCAAAUACGGAUUCCAUUUUCGGGUUCACCACAGAGGACGACGCCUUGAAAUUCCAAGCCGAUAAUCCGCUGCUAAUCUCGCUAAUCCUCUCCUUCCCUGACCUCUCGCAGAGCGACUGCGUCAUCAAGAGAAACACCAGAGUCAUUUUCCGUGAGCCUCAGAGUUUUCUCCCCGUCAAGCUGGAUAACUUGUACUCGAACCCGGACCCUACGGCUCUUGGACAGAUGAACGAUUCCGAUGAGCAAAGCUUCUACUCCCUGUACAGAACCACCCACUUCAUGCAGAUGAAGUUAGCCGAGGCGUUCAUUCGUUACUGGGGCGGCAAGGCUUUACCCAACGACACCAACAUUUUCACCAAAAGGCUGCCGUCGCUGCCCCACGAAAGGGAGGUGUUUGGGAAGUUCUUGAAGAACCUGUCCGUGUUCUUUCUGGUGAUGUUCAUGAUGAGCAUCGUCAUCAAUACAGGGGAUUUGAUCAUUGAGAAGAACACACACAUUAAGAUAGCCAUGGUCCAGGUUGGACUCGAUCUCACAGCUCACAAGAUUUCCUGGUUCCUGACCUUCUUCCUCAAGUACCUCACCCCCAUCGUCCUGACCUCGACCUUGAUGUGCAUGCCGCUGGUGACGCGGCCCGUGCUCACCCAGACGGAAGUGACGCUUCUCAUCGCCUUUCUCAUGGCCUACGCCCUGGCCAUGAUGAGUUUCUCCUACCUGGUCAGCGCAUGCGUCAACAAAACCUCUUUUGAAGCGGUCACUUCCGGUAUCGUCUUCGUCCUGUUCUACCUGCCGUGGUACACGAUCAACAUGGUGGGCGUGGCCUAUAUGAGCUACGGCACGCUCAUGUUCUGGUGUCUCUUCUUCAACACCGCCAUGGCCGUGGGGGCGAACGUCAUUUACCUGCAUGAGACUCACAUGAAACCCCUCAGCUGGUCUACGGCCUCCUCCCACGGGGACAACCUGGUGACGGUCAACCUACUGGAGGCCACACUCAUGCUGCUGCUGGACGCCAGUGUGUACUCACUCCUGGCCAUGUACAUCGAGCAGGUCAACCCGGGGGAGCUCGGCAUACCCAAACCUUAUUUGUUCUUUCUUCAGAGUUCGUUGUGGACAAAGUCGGAGUCUAAAACAUAUGGAGAGGCUAACACGCCGGAAACUGAUGCCAAAUUUGAGGCUGAACCAGCUAACUUGCAGAUGGGAAUUCAAGUCAAUAAUAUAAAUAAGAGCUAUGGGGAAAAUAAGGUUCUGGCUAACGUUUCCUUAAACAUAUACGAGGAUCAGAUUACAGUUAUAUUGGGCCACAAUGGUGCAGGCAAAACAACGCUCUUUAAUAUUUUAACAGGGGUGACCCGGCCCUGCUCAGGUACUGCUGUCCUGAGGGGUUACGACAUCGGCACCAAGGUCUACAGAGUGCGCAAGUUCCUGGGGGUGUGCCUGCAACACAACGUGCUCUUCGACAACCUCACUGUGUGGGAACACAUGUAUCUCUACGCCAACUUGAAAGGUGGCGAUGUCGUGGAGCAGGAGCUGAACGAACUGAUGAAAAAGGCAAGCCUCGAUGACAAGUCGGACAAGGUGGUCAGCACAUUGGCCAGUGGGCACAAACGGAAGUUGUCCAUAGCUCUAGCGCUAGUUGGUGGUUCAGAGGUCAUCGUUCUAGACGAGCCCACCACCAGCAUCGACCCCCACUCCCGGCGCCAGAUCUGGGAUCUCCUGAGAGCCUACAAGACCGGCCGGACCGUGCUGCUCUCCACUCAGAACAUGGAGGAGGCCGACGCCAUAGGAGACCGUAUCGCCAUCAUGGCUAAGGGCAGCUUCAAGUGCUGCGGCAGUCCGAUGUUCCUGAAGAAAACUUACGGGGCCGGGUAUCACCUGAUCGUCGUGAAGACCCCCACGUUCAACCCCCCGGCCCUACAGGAGCUGAUGAAGUCCUACACGGGCACCGCCCAACUCCAGGCUGACCUACAGAACGAGAUGUCCUACCUUCUGCCCGAGGAGGAGAAAUCACAAUUCCCUGAGCUGCUUCAGCUCCUACACACGCACCGUCAGGAGUUGGGCUAUGCUGGGCUGGGCAUCACAGCCACGACGAUGGAGGAAGUUUUUCUUAACGUCGGAUCCGAGGAGUCGCAUGAGUUGGAGACGGGAGAGAACGUGGACCAGGAUGUUGACGUAGACGGCAAUAAACACUUCCCGCCCUUUGACCUCUGCAGCGGCAGCAGCCUGUUCAUGUCGCGGGUCAAGGCCGUGCUGUACAAGAAGAUCUUGUACAGCUGCCGCACCAAAAAGUUGACGUUCCUGCAGCUCUUCCUGCCUGUGCUGUUGGCCGCCUUCCCCAUGACCGCCGAGAUCACCAAACCCUCCGGCGGGGCGUUGACCUUUGACCUGUCCAUCUACGGCGAGACCGUCGUGCCCGUGUCGACGUUGACCUUGAACCAGCAGAAUGCUGACCUUGUUGAUGUUUACUUUAAGCAACUCACUGGCAAACAUGAAAAGCUGAUUUUGGCGGCGAAUAACGAAAAACAGUUCGAUGAGCUUAUGUUGAAGAAAGCGAUGGAGCUGGGGUUUUACUUCUACAAUCGUAAAGUGGUUAUUGGGCUUCUGGUGCAAAACUCGACGGACGGAUUUAGAUUGACGGCCCUUUACAACUCGCUGACGUCACACGCUAGCCCCAUCUCUGUAAACCACGCCAUGAACACGCUGGUCCAGCACUCCCUUGGCCAGACCUUCAGCCUACAGACGGGCUACCAGCCCAUCACCACCCAGGACGCCAACAAGUCUCUCAACGAUGAGGGCAUCAAGCUACUGGCCAUCAACCUCUUCAUCCUCCUAGGCUACUCUUUUACCAUGGGGCUCUUCGUCUAUUUCCCGAUUCACGAGAACCAGUCCGGCUCACGAAAACUACAGUUUUUAUUCGGUUUAAACUUCCUGAGCUACUGGAUACCGACCCUGCUGUGGGACUACAUGCUGUACCUGACCUCCGUGCUGUUGCUGCUACUGCUGCUGUGGGUCUAUGGCCUGAAGGUCUACACCGAAGACGAUCACCUGCUAAUUGUGGCUCAGGUUUUCGCGGCUUUUGGUUGGGCCCUGUUCCCCACAAUCUACAUCGUGCAGAAUUACUUUAACAAGUCUACUGCGGGUUCGCUGUUGGUCAUGGCCUUCGUUUUUUUCCCAGGCUUCUAUGUUGUAUACAAAGUACUGAGCAUGAACGUAAAUCCCUAUUCCAUCCCAGGCUUCUAUGUUAUCUACAAAGUACUGAGCAUGAACGUAAAUCCCUAUCCCACCGCAGGGUUCUAUGUUAUCAACAAAUUACUGAGCAUGAAUGUGAAUCCCUAUUCCAUCCCAGGUUUCUAUGUUAUCUACAAAGUACUGAGCAUGAACGUAAAUCCCUAUUCCAUCCCAGGCUUGUAUGUUAUCUACAAAGUACUGAGCAUGAACGGCUUCAACAGCCAAGAGGACCUGGGGGGUGACUGGGUCGUCCCGUGCCCCGGCUACCACCUGAUGCUGUCCAUGCUGUCCUUGUACAAGAACUUCCUGCUGUCCCAGACAUGUUUUGAUGUCACCUGUGCUGCCGGCACCGCGGCCACCAGGUUUUGCUGCACGCGAAAGUGUGAUGACUCCCAAGGUUUCUGCAACGCUUUUGUCCCUGACUACAUGAGCUUGUACCAACCAGCCAUUGGGGAGUUUGUCAUCUCUAUGGUUUUACAGGGUAACUGUGAGAUGUCCAGCAACGCUUAUGACUGGCGACAGUACGAGAGCCCGGAUGUUGCCAUGGAGAAGAAGCGCAUCAACACGGAGGGGCUGGAGAAGACAGACGCACUUGUACUGAUGAAUCUGACGAAACGUUUCGGCGAACGUAUCGCGGUCGACCACAUCUGCUGCGGGGUGUCGCAGAGGGAGUGCUUCGGUCUGCUGGGCAUCAACGACGCGGGGAAAACCGUUACCAUGGAGAUGAUCGUCGGUCACGUGCCCAUCUCCGGCGGCACCGUCAUCUACAAUGGCAUCGACCUGAGAAACGACUUCGACAAUCUACGAGACACCAUUGGCUACUGUCCGCAAGCUGACCCACUGAUUGAAGAGCUGACCGCACGUGAGACCUUGACCAUGUUCUCACGUAUCCGAGGGAUCAGGACCGAGUACCUGGCCGGCCAUGUCAACCACCUGAUCGACAUGUUUCUCCUGCAGCCGUACGCCGACAAACUGGUCCGCGUCUACAGCGGCGGCACCAAGCGCAAACUCAGUGUGGCGGUUGCUCUGGUGGGGAACCCCAAGCUGAUCCUAUUGGACGAGCCGUCACGUGGUGUGGACCCCAAGUCGAGGCGACAUUUGUGGAACAUCCUGUCUGAGGUCAGGACGGCUGGUGCUACGGUGCUGCUCUCCACUCACAGUAUGGAAGAAUGCGACACGCUGUGUACACGUCUAGCCAUCAUGAUCAAAGGAAAGUUCCAGUGUAUAGGCAGCUCACAGGACUUGAAGAAUAAAUUCGGCAAGAGCUACUCCCUGACCAUUCAACUCGCCAAGCUGGACAACGGCAGCUUCGGUCCCGUCCCGCCCGUUGUUGAGUUCCUAGAGCAACGUUUACCCGGUAUUGAGCUGGUGGACGAACACCAAGGCUAUGUUUACUUCCGGUUUCCAACGGACGAGGUGGCGCUGUACAGCGUGUUCGCUGUUCUCGAGGCAGCCAAGUUCGCCUCUCUCAUCUCCGACUACUCCAUGCACCAAACGACGCUCGAGCAAGUUUUCCUCUCCCUGGCCAGGAAAUUCGCCGACGAGAAAAACGCCGACGUCGACAUUGAACAGUCUUUGUGUGAGCGCUGUAUUUGA
Physella acuta is the source of this 5007-nucleotide messenger RNA. RefSeq names its product phospholipid-transporting ATPase ABCA3. Gene Ontology annotation, biological process: transmembrane transport; lipid transport. Gene Ontology annotation, cellular component: intracellular membrane-bounded organelle; membrane. NCBI's taxonomy places the organism in Eukaryota, Metazoa, Mollusca, Gastropoda, Physidae. The record is from RefSeq and is a predicted model, not a curated record. Gene Ontology annotation, molecular function: ATP binding; ATP hydrolysis activity; lipid carrier activity.